AUGCCGCGUCGUCGAAAAGCGGAGCUCGUGGAGGGGGCGCUGGACAUUCUGUACCUGAACCACGUCGGCAACUCCCUGGUGGGCAGCAUGGGGAGGAUGGGCAUCAGUGGAGGCCAGAGGAAGCGCGUGAACAUCGGCAUGGAGCUGGUGGCCAACCCUUCGGUGUUGUUUCUGGACGAGCCCACUUCUGGACUGGACGCCACCUCUUCCAUCGACGUUCUCAGCGGCCUGGGCGCUAUGGGCGACCUCGGAAUGACGAUCAUAACCGUCAUCCACCAACCGAGGCCCGCCAUCUUCCUGUCAUUCGACCAGGUCCUGCUGCUGGGCACCGGCGGCAAGACAGUGUACCUGGGUCCCCCCCACACGGUGCAGGAGUACCUGGAGCACCAGGGCUUCGCGUGCCCGGAAUUCGAAAAUCCAGCCGACUUCUGCCUGGACGUCAUAUCCGGAAAGUGCUGCCGGCGCAACGACCCCUGCUUCGUGCCCACGCUCCUGUCCGAGCUGUGGAAAGCGGACGGGCGAAAAUGGGUGCAGGGCAGGCUACGCGGCAGCAGCUUCGCCAGGGCGCGCUCAAAGAGCGAGGUCCUCACGCCGGAGGUGCUGGGCUACAUGUUCAAGAAGUUCGACGAGAUCGACGCCGACGGCAACGGCAAGCUGUCCGUGGAGGAGAUACACAGGCUGUUCACGGAGCGGAUGGGCGUGGAGUGCACGAUGGACGUGGUUGAGGUGCUGGUGGCGGGGCUGGACCGGGACGAAGAUGGCCAGGUGAACAGGGACGAACUCAUCGCAGCCGUCAACGAGGCCGCCAGCGCCAGGCUCAGCUGUGAGACAGAGUCCCCCAGCGGCGACAAGCGGGCGGAAACAGGGGCGGAAACGAACCCUGACAAUCCUUCCAGCGACAGCAUCAAGGUGUACAAGGUUGGCGACAAGACGGAACCCUCUGGUGCGCAGCUCGUCGCUGGCAUGCGGAGCGGGGAGGCGGGCCCAACGCACAGGGGCGGGGUCCCCCCGUCCAAGCUCAGCCGGGGCUCCACGUCCCCCGUGGAGGCGAUUGGGGGCCCGGGGGACCGCUCCCCGCCGGACGUGGCCGUGGAGCUCCGGCGGGCGUAUCCCGACGACCGGCCGGCGUCCGUGACCGCCCGGCUGCGCACAGGCGUGGGGGACCUCAUACACAAGUCUGCGCGCAGCAUGACGGAGUUCGCGUACCGGGUAGCCCUCCGCGGCGGCGAAGCUGAGCAGCUGGAGGCCUUCCUGGGCAGCCGGCAGAGCCCCACGCCGGCGCGGCAAUUCGCCACUCUCGUGCACAGGUCGUUCGUUCAGAGGGCUCGCACGCUUACCACUACCCUUACUUUGGAUACGCUGUUCAGCGUGCUUGGGGCCGUGGUUGUGGGCACGCUGCACGGCAACGGCUGGCAGGGCUGGCCUAAAGUGCGCUACAUUCCCAAGUUCGCGGCGUUCGCCAUGGUGGUGCUGGGCCUGCUGUCCACCGUUUCCCACCUGCGUACCUUCUCCUCGCGCAAGGCGCUCUUCCGGCGGGAGGCGCUCAGCGGCCUGAGCCCCACGGCCUACUUCCUGGCCUGGAACCUGGUGGACCUAUCCUGCAUGGUGGUAAUGCCAGCGGCGUUCAUUGCGCCGUACUACUACCUCACCCUGCCCACCAUGUCCUUCGCUGCCUACUACUGCAUCGGCCUGGCGGUGUGCAUGUGGGCCUCCGGCGUAGCGUACAUGGUCUCCGCCUUCCUGCCGCGCCAGUCAGUCCUGGUGGCCGGCGUAUUCGUCACGCUCAUCUUCGGCGCCUUCGUCACCGGCCUGGACCCGCCCAUUUCCAGCUUCAGGGGCACUGCGGUGGAGUACCUGCUGAGCGUGAGCUACAACCGCUGGGCCAUCGAGGCGCUCACCAUAUCGGAGUGGAAGGGCUACGGCUGGCACCUUCAGAACGUGAUCACCGCAAUGUCUGCCGCCAUCGGCAUCUGCAAGGUGGACGUGGCCAUAGCGUCCGUGGACGGCCAGGAUCUGGACGUCAUCAAGCUGAGGGACUUCGACAUCGCCAAGUCGUGCAACGGGGCCGUGACGACGGCCUUCACGGCCCUCAUACUGGAGGGGCUCAUCUUCAGGGUGAUCGCCCUCAUCGGCCUGAGGAGGCUGAGGAAGUCUCGGAGGUAG
Molecule: messenger RNA, 2163 nt
Organism: Ostreobium quekettii
Lineage: Eukaryota; Viridiplantae; Chlorophyta; Ulvophyceae; Bryopsidales; Ostreobiaceae
Source: the annotation of a GenBank genome assembly